Molecule: messenger RNA, 4445 nt
Organism: Leucoraja erinaceus (little skate)
Lineage: Eukaryota; Metazoa; Chordata; Chondrichthyes; Rajiformes; Rajidae
Gene: atf6
Product: activating transcription factor 6
Exons: 16
Coding region: 420-2390 (656 amino acids)
Biological process (GO): endoplasmic reticulum unfolded protein response; regulation of transcription by RNA polymerase II
Cellular component (GO): nucleus
Molecular function (GO): DNA-binding transcription factor activity, RNA polymerase II-specific; RNA polymerase II cis-regulatory region sequence-specific DNA binding
Source: RefSeq, a predicted model, not a curated record
UUGUUUGCGACGGAAAGCGUGACGUGCCAAGACGGACGGCGAGAGGGAUACAGGCCGGGUCGAGAGGGAUACAGGCCGGGUCGAGAGGGAUACAGGCCGGGGCGAGAGGGAUACAGGCCGGGGCGAGAGGGAUACAGGCCGGGGCGAGAGGGAUACAGGCCGGGGCGAGAGGGAUACAGGCCGGGGCGAGAGGGAUACAGGCCGGGUCGAGAGGGAUACAGGCCGGGGCGAGAGGGAUACAGGCCGGGUCGAGAGGGGUACAGGCCGGGGCGAGAGGGAUACAGGCCGGGGCGAGAGGGAUACAGGCCGGGGCGAGAGGGACACAGGCCGGGUCGAGAGGGGUACAGGCCGGGGCGAGAGGGGACGGGGACGGCCCGAAGAGCCUUCCUUGAGCUGUGGAGCGGACAACAAGCCGAGACAUGGCGACCGAUUUCAGUGAGCGCAUGAACCCGUCGAUUUGUGAGAUUGGCAGCAUGUCCCGCGAUGACGACAGGGACAGGGACUGGGAAUCGUUGCUGUUUGAAGAGCUGAAUGAGACCAGCAACAUGUUUGAAGCUUUGAAAAAUAAUCCAUUUGAUAUGAACAUGGAUGUUGAUUUCAGUUUGGAAUUCAUGUCCUGGGAUUAUGAUCCUUGGGGACCAACGUGCAGUUCAUCUCCAGAUGAACAAAUGAAGUCUGAGCCUCAAUCUCCAGCUUCAAACUAUUCAGUGCCUUCUCCUGCUGAUUCAACAUUACAACAUGACGAGCUGCUCUUCACUUCAUCACCUCAAUCCUCACCAAGCUCAACAUGUUCUUCCACAGCACAGGAGUUAAACGUGCAAUGUUCACCUGAAACAAAACAAAGCAUCUUAGAACAAGUAAACGUCCCUUCAAAUACAUCAAAGCAGAAGCCUAUUCAGCCAAAGCCCAUCUUCAUUCCAGCUUUACCAGUUUCGCAGUCAAGUCCAGUGUUAUCUGGGAAAACCAUUAUAAUUAAACCGAUUCAAAAUGUUAUGUCCAUUCUGAAAAAACAGCCAAUUAGAAUCUAUCCUGCUCCUGCUGGUCACCCUGUUGUGGUUUCUCAGCCUACAGUGGUGCAGCUUCAGCCACAAGGCAUUCUUAAUUCUCAUCCUGUGAUAAAUGUGGAUGGUGGAACCAGUCCCGUGGGCACAGUGCCGGUCAGAAUCCUGACGCCAGCCAACAGCAGCAUAAUGAAUGAAAAAGUUUCAGUGACAAAUGCAAUUAUUUCAACUGGGAUUAACAAUAAGAAGCAAGAUGUAAAUGCACUACGACGGCAAGAAAGAAUGAUUAAGAAUCGUGAAUCAGCUUGUCUUUCCCGAAGAAAGAAGAAGGAUUAUCUACUGAACCUGGAGCACAGGCUGAAGUCUGCACUUGUGGAAAAUGCAAAGCUGAAAAAUGAAAAUGGCUCUCUUCAAAAACAGCUCCAGGAUUUGAUGUCUGAGAAUCAGCAAUUAAAAGUUACUGCUCCAAGAAGAAGAGUUGCAUGUGUCAUGGCCUUGUUGGUGUUUAUGGCACUCAGUUAUGGCCCUGUAAGCAUAUGGGAUAGUGAUUCCAGUGCACUGCAGACCACCGUUAGUUCCACCAUCCACAACAGACAUCUGUUGGGGUUUUCUGAUGAAAGUGGAGCUGGAAGUUAUCAAGAAACGCUCACUGAAGGCAACAGUUACAGAAAUGGAAUUUCAAUUUCGGAAAAGAAGGAUCUCAUGGUGGUAAAGGAUGAAUCUCUUCUCUUUGUCCAACGAGCAUGUCAACCACACGUCAACAGGACUGAGUCACUUCGGCUUGUAGACGAACUUCGUGGGUGGGUCCAUCGACAUGAAGUAAUCAGUGACAAGUCGAGGAAAGGAUCCAAGAUGCUUCAUAAAUUAAGGACUUUAUCGAAAUCUGUGGAUAAGAAGACUGAUGUUGCCAAUUAUGUUACAAGGAAGUACACAGACAUUGAUGAGAAAUCCCAUCUUGACAGAAACUCAGGGAGUGAAUUGCAAGUUUAUUAUGCGCCAGACAAGCGUUACCCAAGCUUCUUUGAAGCCAUUCGUAGGAGAGGAGAUACAUUUUAUCUGAUAUCAUUUCGGAGGGAUCAUUUUUUGCUGCCAGCUAUAAGCCAUAACAAGACAACCAGACCAAAAAUGUCUCUUGUUCUACCAGCAAUGAAGAUUGAUGACCGUUUAAUCAAUGAGCCGAAGGAUCAUGAGGUGAUGAUGCAGAUAGACUGUGAGGUGAGGGCCACUAGAAUCAUUCACAUCAAGACAUCAUCGAUACCUGCCUUUCUGCGAGAGCGCCAGGAAAAUCACACAGAUACAUAUCAGCGGCCAGCACCAACACCUACUCACGCUGCUCCCCCUAUCAUCACAGAAUCUGCACAAGGGACUGGCGUCAACAUGUACCAGUAGUGUAGCACUCACCUAAAAACAUUGUAUUUUUAACCACUGCACUGCUAUCUCUAAAGGUCACUGGUUCUAAGGACUCAUGUAAUGCAUUUGAACAUACGAUGAUUGGAUACAAUUUAUUUUUAAUUUGAUUUGAUCGAAAUUGUCACCAAACAACAAACCAAAUCGGUGCUUUUUUGUGAUGGUACAAUGCUUUGUCAUUUCUAAUAAGUCACAUAACCAGGUUAUCAGUUUUUUAAUUUAACAAAAACAUAAUUAAUUUAGCGAUCAAGCGUCAAACAGCUAAUAGGACACCGAUCGGCCAUAUAAUCAACAAUAAAGAACUAUAUGCGUACCGGCACCUUUUGUCCAUGAAAAAAGCAUUAAAGAUAGACAUAAAAAGCUGGAGUAACUCAGCGGGACAAGCAGCACCCAUGGAGAGAAGGAAUGGGUGACGUUUCGGGUCGAGAGUCUUCAAACUCAGAGAAGGGUCUCGACCUGAAACGUCACACAUUGAGUCUGAAGAAGGGACUAGACCCAAAACGUCACCCAUUCCUUCUCUCCGGAGAUGCUGCCUGUCCCGCUGAGUUACUGCAGCUUUUUAUGUCUAUCCGGUUUAAACCAGCAUCUGCAGUUCCUUACUACGCUAAACCAAACUAAUUUGAUUUGACACUGCAUGACUCGAGUCUAAUUAAAAUUUUGUUUGGGAUGGAUUUUGCUUAUGACAGGAUAGCCAUGGGCUCCGACAGUGGAAUAUUUUGAGGGAAAUCCAAAGAAAUAAAAGCAAUAGCCUGAAGCAUUAUUCAUCUUUGCUAAGACUGCAAUUGCUAUUGCAAGCAUGUUUGCAUUGUCAAAAGUUUUUUAACUUUAAGCCAUGAAACCUAUUGCUUUUUCCGGUUGGAAAUUUAGCGGUGGCUUGUUUUGCUUGGUAGCACAUGACUCGUUAAUUUUUUUUGCCCGUUAACCUUUUCCUUAAGAAGUCACCCAUUGGUGUUCUUGGAUGUUCUUCAGUCAAGAAUUCUGUUUAUUAAUCUGCCUAAACUCAUUGAUUAAAUAACAGCUCGCUUCAUAUCAGUGAUGAUCAGACCAACCACAUGACUGAAAAAUUACUAAUCACUAUUGUUUCUCUUUAUCAAAAUCACCGAUACCUAUCAUGAGCAUAGCCCUUGGACUCAGCAGGUCAUUAUUUUGUCUAAAUGACUAUUGUUCAAGUACAAAUUGUACACAAAGUACAACCUGAUUGAUGGUUGUGGUCUGUCAUAUCUGAGCCCAUUCCUGCAUAAUGUCAUGUUUCAUUACCCGAAAAUCUCAUGAAUAUGUGAUCCAGGGCAGGGAUCUUACUUUGCUAUUUCUGAUCUCUUGGUCCUGGCACUCUGUAGCAAUGUCUGCAACUCAAUCUGUCCAUCACUACCUGGCUCAUUACUGACCAAACAUUUGACCUGGGCCUUUGUGACUCGGCAUCACAGCAUCAUUUACUACAGUUCUUGGCGCACUGAUUUUGGAUCUCAAUCAACCGUUUACAUGACAUGUUGUUCUGACACCACUGCAUAUGUACUUUCUCCAGCCUUCAGUACCAGGAUAGCAAUUAUUUGUGAAACUUUCCAGUUGACUAGAAUUUAUUGGCAACGUUGUGGUCAAGUUCUGGGGUUUCUUGAAGGAGAGUCACUGCAUGUCAAGUUGUUGAAAAUUACCACAUCCUGAACAGUGGCCAAAUGCUUCAAUUGUCAAAUCUGCCUGGUCUCAUUCCAGUGUCAGGUGACGCCAAUAAUGAUAACCUAUUCCGCUGAAUACAUACAAACUCUCAGUUCAUUUCAGAGCUGAAACACACCAUUUGUAACCCCCAUCAGGCCUGUUCAAAUUGUAACCCGAGGCAGAUUGUUAGUUGCAAACAGCAUCAAGUUCAGAAUUUAUCCUUUGUUUAUUACUUACAGUUCAUGAUUGUAAAUCAUUUAAAAGAAUGUACUUAGUUCUGUAUCCUUUGUUCCCUCUCUCCUCAUUUAUAUAAUUUAUUUCGAGAUGUUAGAUUGUGAUAUUGCAAACAUUUCUGUACUUCAAUAAAUUUGUUAUUUAUCUUCUCAA